AUGUCGGAAACACCAAAAGUCCCUCAGCAAGGCGCCUUCAUCUGCAAGAUGGUGCCGUUUGUCCAGUCCACUGCUGUGGUGACAGAAAUCCUAACGAUGACCUGCAUUGCUGUUGAGAGGCACCAAGGACUUGUCCAUCCUUUUAAAAUGAAGUGGCAGUACACCAACCGAAGGGCUUUCACAAUCUUGGGUGUGGUCUGGUUGAUGGCCAUCAUCGUGGGAUCACCCAUGUGGCACGUUCAACAACUUGAGAUUAAGUACGACUUCCUAUAUGAGAAAGAACACGUCUGCUGCUUGGAAGAAUGGGCCAGCCCCGCGCACCAGAAAAUCUACACCACCUUCAUUCUUGUCAUCCUCUUCCUCCUGCCCCUGGUGCUGAUGCUGGUCCUCUACGGUAAGAUCGGCUACGAACUCUGGAUCAAGAAGAGAGUUGGAGACAGCUCAGUGCUGCAAGCUAUUCAUGGGAAAGAAAUGUCCAAAAUAGCCAGGAAGAAGAAGAGGGCUGUCAUUAUGAUGGUGACAGUGGUGGCUCUCUUUGCUGCGUGCUGGGCGCCUUUCCAUGUUGUUCACAUGAUGGUUGAAUACAGUAAUUUUGAAAAAGAAUAUGAUGAUGUCACAAUCAAGAUGGUUUUUGCUGUAGCACAAACAAUUGGGUUUUUCAACUCCAUCUGUAAUCCCAUUGUGUAUGCAUUUAUGAAUGAAAACUUCAAAAAGAAUUUUUUGUCUGCAGUUUGUUAUUGUCUAAUAAAGGAAACCUUCUCUCCAGCGUGGAAGCACAGAAAUUCAGGAAUUUCAAUGACGCAGAAGAGAGCCAAGUUAUCGCGACAACAGCGUCCAGUAGAGGAAACCAAGGGAGAUGCAUUCAGCGAUGCCACCAUCGAAGUCAAAGUGUGUGAGCAGCCAGAAGAGAAAAGGCAUCUCAAGCGACAGCUUGCUUUCUUUAGUUCUGAACUUUCUGAAAAUUCAACUUUAGGCAGUGGACAUGGAUUGUAAUGGUAUCUUCAUAAUUAAUACCAUUUGUAUGGAAAGUUAUUUUGAGCAAAGGUCAAAGACUAUUUUUAAAUGAUGACAAGAAGGGAAACAAGGCAUAUUUUCCAUUUAAACUGACAUAAUACAUGAAACUAUAACUUUGAAAAAUUAUUAAAACAGCUUUGUACAUUAUUAAAGUAGAUUUAUUCAAGACAUCAUACAUAAAGCAGUGGUUUCGGCAGCAGUUUUUGUCCAUGUAGUCAAUGCAAUGUGACUUUCUGUGUAUUGCAAAACUGGAUGGAAAUUAUUAAAUUGUACCAUCAUCUUUGCAUAUUAAAGAGCUGAACACCAUAAUGUAAUUUAUAGCAUACUGUUGAAGUUAAGGUAACAACCUUUGCAAUUGACAUUUGUGCCAUAAUAAUAAAGGCAGAGACAACGAAGAAUCA
Molecule: messenger RNA, 1415 nt
Organism: Peromyscus eremicus (cactus mouse)
Lineage: Eukaryota; Metazoa; Chordata; Mammalia; Rodentia; Cricetidae
Product: pyroglutamylated RF-amide peptide receptor
Exons: 6
Coding region: 1-993 (330 amino acids)
Biological process (GO): G protein-coupled receptor signaling pathway
Cellular component (GO): membrane
Molecular function (GO): peptide binding; G protein-coupled receptor activity
Source: RefSeq, a predicted model, not a curated record